AUGAGAACUGCAAAUUCUUUGCCUAGUGUUGUCUCAUUUAAUACCAUAAUUGAUGGAAUUCUAAAUGCUGGAGAUGUUAACUCUGCUAAAGAGUUGCUAGAGGACAUGUUCAAAUUGGGUUUAACUCCUGAUAAAGUUACCUUUUCUACAUUAGUAAACCGGUUUGCAAAACUUGGGCUUUUGGAUGAGGCUAGAAUGUGUGUUGAGAAGAUGAUUGCUCGUGGUAUUGAACCUGAUGUCUUUGUGUUUGAUUCUUUAUUAAAGGGCUAUAUUUCAAAUGGUGAAACAGAAGAAAUUGUUAAUUUGCUUCAUCAGAUGGCAGACAAGGGUGUUAAUCUUGACAAAGAAAUAACUUCUACCAUCUUGGUGUGCCUCUGUCAAAUCUCUGAUAAUGUAGAUGUGAUGGAGGUUCUCCCAAAUUUUUCCAGAGAGACAUCAAAUGGAAUAAGCAUUACCUGCAAUGAGCUGUUGAUGAAAGUCAAUAAAUCUUACCCAGAACUUAAGUUAUGUGCUGCUUGA
This is a messenger RNA of Fragaria vesca subsp. vesca, 519 nucleotides long. Its product is annotated as pentatricopeptide repeat-containing protein At4g28010-like. The coding region runs from base 1 to 519 and encodes 172 amino acids. The record is from RefSeq and is a predicted model, not a curated record. The transcript has a single exon. NCBI's taxonomy places the organism in Eukaryota, Viridiplantae, Streptophyta, Magnoliopsida, Rosales, Rosaceae. Gene Ontology annotation, molecular function: protein binding.